UAUGUCUUGGGGGAAUGAGAAACCCCUACACAGGGCUCUAUGUCCCCUCGCCCUCUCCAGUCAAGGCCACCACAAGCCAAGGGAGGUCUGGGCGUGAGAGGUGAGACCCCGUGCUCCCCCUGCCCUGGGGGGAGGAAGGGGGUGCCCUGCCACCCUGAGAACAAUGGUGUGUGCAGAAGAGAAGGGACUGAAACUCUUUGAAGAUGUUCCAGGAUUUAGCACCCAGGGAGCGGCGGAGACUCAGCCCCACCAGCCUCCGGCACGGAGGGAGGAAAGCGUUCCCCAGGCUGCUCAGGAGAACGUUUGUUGCUGUAGUGGGCAGUCGCCUCUCAACCGGGGACAGUCACCCCCCCGCCCGGGGACAGUCACCCUCCCGGAAUGGGGCUUCCUUUCUCGGGGCUGGGAAUCACCCUGGAUCCCUCCCCACUCGGGGUGCUCUUGGGCCAUCUGAGGGCUCCUGGGUCAUUCUUGGGCCUUCUCAGGGUUCCUGGGUCAUUCUUGGGCCAUCUGAGGGUUCCUGAGCCCAAUGACACUUCUGCCUAGGCUCGCGCUGCGGGAAGAAGAAGCCAGGCGAGGUCCCCUCCGUGCCCCGGUGCAGCCUGGCGUGGGAGAGAGGAGCCCCCAGCGACACCGAGAGCCAAGACAGGGCAGAGUUUCUCAGAGGUGGCACCCGGCCAGGGAGCCCCUCGCAGCUACAGGGUUUCUCCACGGACUCGGCCAUCUGGGGAGAGCAGCCCAGAGCCCUCGGGCCUCCUGCCGUAUUCUGUGGCCUGGGACUUGGGGGGACCUGAGGACACUGGGAUGCAGCCAAAGGGAGGUGCAGACAGUGUGUACUGGCGUUUCCGGGGACCAAGCCCAGAAGGAGCAGGACGGCCACCUCCUGGCCUGGAGGAAAAUCCUGCUUCCUGGCAAGAAAACCACCCCUAGAGGAAUAGGACUGGGGUGCAGGACGCUUUCUCAGGCAACCGCCCCUUUCCUUCUCCAAAACUGGGGCAGGAAAAGAGCAUUCAGGCCAGGCAGCAAAAACCCCAGCUCUGGUCCCUCCCGCCCCAGCAGAGGCCGCCUGGAGGCACGGAGUUCCGGCCUGGAUGAGGCCUGGGAAGCCCAGCGACUCACAGGCCACGGCCGCUUCCCCUCUCCGAGGAAGGAAAAGUCCCUGCAGAGCGGCCUCGGCUAAGGCUCUGGUGCCCAAGCAAAGGAAGGGAGCGUGCUUGCAGACGCCUCCUGCUGGGAGCCUGCCACGCCCGCCACACCCUGCGCGGGGACAAAGCUCUCCGUGGCUGUGGCAGGGACACACCGCGUGUGGGUGGCUGCAAGCCAGCAGCCCCGAGCGGCCCCUCCCGCUAGACUCCCAGCCUGGGCCCUCUGUCCUCCAGGCAACGAGAACAUGGAUGCCUCGCUUUUCAGAGACUCGCGUUCUUGGAACUUACACCCUCUUGGGUUUGCUAUUUUUACCCACCCUGAGCCUUCCGGUCUCCAUGGCGACGCCUCCAAACAGCAGAUUCCAGGCGGCAAUGACGUCAUCUCUCCCUUUCCUGCCGCCCAGGCCUUGGAGAGAUCCAAGGCCUGUGGGCCACGGCUGCGCCUCUCCUGACUCCAGCUUGCACGUCUGUCCUUGGGGGCAGCGUCCUUCCUUCUCUCGGCCCCUUGGAGCAGCUCUGCAGGAGCCCCACAGCAGCUCAGUGGAUUGAACGCAAAAGACAGCCACCCUCCUGCUCCGGAUCCUGGGAGGAGGCUACAGGCUGGCGCUGAGACAGCAACCUACCUGGCCUGGGAAGCCCCCUGCAGCCCCUACAUCAGUAGCUUUCUCUUGGCACAGUGGCUCACGCCUGUAAUCCCAGCACUUUGGGAGGCUGAGGUGGGCGGAUCACGAGGUCAGGAGAUCGAGACCAACCUGGCUAACAUGGUGAAACCCUGUCGCUACUAAAAAUACAAAAAAACAAAUUAGCUGGGCGUGGUGGCGGGCGCCUGUAGUCCCAGCUAGUCGGGAGGCUGAGGCAGGAGAAUGGUGUGAACCUGGGAGGUGGAGCUUGCAGUGAGCCGAGAUCACACUACUGCACUCCAGCCUGGGCAACAAAGCAAGACUCUGUCUCAGAAAAAAAAAAAAAAAAAGCAGCAGCUUGCUCUCGGCCAGGCACGGUGGCUCAUGUCUGUAAUCCCUGUACUUUGGGAGGCCGAGGCAGGUGGAUCACCUGAGGUCAGGAGUUUGAGACCAGCCUGGCCAACAUGAUGAAACCCUGUCUCUAAUAAAAAUAUGAAAAAAUUGGCCGGGCACGGUGGCUCACGCCUGUAAUCCCAGCACUUUGGGAGGCUGAGGCAGGCGGAUCACAAGGCCAGGAGAUGGAGACCAUCCUGGCUAACACAGUGAAACCCCGUCUGUAUUAAAAAUACAACAAAAAUUAGCCGGGCGUGGUGGCGGGUGCCUGUAGUCCCAGCUACUGCGGAGGCUGAGGCAGGAGAAUGGCGUGAACCUGGGAGGCGGAACUUGUAGUGAGCCCAGAUCACGCCACUGCACUUCAGCCUGGGCAACAGAGCAAGACUCGGUCUCAAAAAAAAAAAAAAUAUAUAUAUAUAUAUAUAUA
Messenger RNA from Gorilla gorilla gorilla (western lowland gorilla), 2582 nucleotides. RefSeq lists its product as uncharacterized. The record is from RefSeq and is a predicted model, not a curated record. NCBI's taxonomy places the organism in Eukaryota, Metazoa, Chordata, Mammalia, Primates, Hominidae.